AUGCAACCAAGGCGUUUUAGGGAAAGAAUACGUUGGAAAAUCUUGAAAGCGGCGGGUUUUUGCUGCAUACUGGUCGUGAUUUGGGCUCUGUUUGGAAAAUGGACAGCGAGGUUGAGAGAUGAUUAUUCCUACGCCCAUGUUGACAUUGGCACUGAAAGAGACGCUGUGUUUGUUGAGGGGUGUGUAGACCCUCAAUCGUAUCAGCAACAAGCUGGAUAUGUCCCUCAAAACGCGACAUUUGUAAUGCUGACGCGAAACGAAGAACUUAGCGGGGUCUUGAGCACGAUCCAUAGCAUAGAGCGGCAUUUCAAUCAAUGGUAUCAAUAUCCAUACGUAUUCAUUAAUGACGAGUCUUUCACAGAUGAAUUUGUCCGGCAAGUCAAAGCCGCAACAAGGGCAGAAAUUCGAUUUGGUGUCUUGAGCGAUCUCGAAUGGGAGUUUCCUCCUGACGUGCGAGAGAAACUGGUUUUCAAAGAAAGUAUCGAAAACCAAGGUGAUCGUGGAAUCAUGUACGGUAGCUUGGAAUCCUAUCACAAAAUGUGUCGAUUUUAUUCGGGUGCCUUUUACAAGCACCCGUUAGUUGCCCAAUAUGAAUGGUAUUGGAGGAUAGAGCCUGAUGUUGAGUUUUUCUGCGACUUGACAUACGAUCCCUUUUACGAGAUGAGUCGUACAGGUAAAAAAUAUGGUUUUACAGUGUUUCUUGAAGAACUUUAUUGGUCAGUACCAAAUCUGUUUCGAUAUACUCGAAGCUUCAUUCGUCAAAAUCAUAUCCAGACAGGUAAUCUCUGGCAUCUUUUUGUGAAGGACUAUAAUAUAGUUUCCGGCGAUAGUGUCUUGGAAAGUUUUAUUAACCAUGAAGCUGAAAUUGAAUCAGAAGUUGUAACCCAGAUGAAAAUUCAAGCUUUGAUGGAUGCAGCUAAGAAAGACGGUUCCGAUGAUCUUGAUAGCGAAGCACUUGAAUUUUUGGUCGAUCGUGCAUUAAGGAGAGUACCUAUUAUUGAGGACAAAUUUGACAACGAAGAAUUCAACCUCUGCCAUUUCUGGAGUAACUUCGAGAUCGCCCGUGUUGACCUAUUUAAUAGCGGCUUAUAUGCCAAAUUUUUUGAGUUUCUGGAAAAGAGUGGUGGAUUUUGGACAGAAAGAUGGGGAGAUGCCCCGGUUCACUCCUUGGGACUAGGCUUGAUGCUGGAUGUCGAAGACGUUCACUACUUUCGCGAUAUUGGAUAUCAACACUCUACGAUAAUUCAUUGCCCUAUGAAUAAAGCUGAUGCGCAACUGCCAUAUGUUGAAAACCCUGAUUAUUCGAAAGUUUCCCAAGUUAACAAUGAUAUGUACAAGAUAUUCAGCCACGUGACUAGGACGAAGGGACAGAACGAGGAUGUCGGUGUUGGCUGUCGAUGUGUUUGUCCGAAGGACGCAGAUAUUGAAGAUUCAAAUCAGUGUUUUGGCAAAUGGUAUGACAUCACGAGGGACGACUAUGAAUCUCCCACUGCUCUGAAGCUUAACCUUGAUUUAGAGGAGGACUAG
Molecule: messenger RNA, 1527 nt
Organism: Lachancea nothofagi CBS 11611
Lineage: Eukaryota; Fungi; Ascomycota; Saccharomycetes; Saccharomycetales; Saccharomycetaceae
Source: the annotation of a GenBank genome assembly